This is a messenger RNA of Solanum stenotomum, 968 nucleotides long. RefSeq lists its product as uncharacterized. Lineage: Eukaryota; Viridiplantae; Streptophyta; Magnoliopsida; Solanales; Solanaceae. Bases 142 to 903 code for a protein of 253 amino acids. The transcript is spliced from 7 exons. The record is from RefSeq and is a predicted model, not a curated record.
CAAUAUAUAUAAUGAGAGGGAAGGAUAAUAUGAUUAAGAAGUUGGAAAUAAAUCUUUCAGAUUGUCCAAAAAAUAAAAAUGAAUAAUUAGAGAAUUAAGGUUUAGGGUUUUCAUCAAGGAAGCGCUCCCAUUUUCAUCGUCAUGGACCGGCCGGAGCCGGAAAAACCCGACGUCCUUCCUUCUACAGCUUUGGCGUAUCUUGAUCGGAACUACUGGGAUAAGAGGUUCGCUCAAGAGGAACACUACGAAUGGUUCAAAGAUUAUUCCCAUUUCCGUCACAUUGUUCUUCAACACAUUAAACCUCAAUCUUCUGUUUUGGAGCUAGGAUGUGGAAAUUCUCAGUUGUGUGAAGAAUUAUAUAGAGAUGGCAUUACUGAAUUGACCUGCAUUGAUUUGUCUCCCAUUGCAGUGGAGAAGAUGAAACAAAGAUUGAUAAACAAGGGAUACAAAGAAAUAAAAGUGCUGGAAGCUGAUAUGCUAGACCUGCCUUUUGAAGAUGGAUGUUUUGAUGUGGUUAUAGAGAAAGGAACAAUGGAUGUGUUGUUCGUGGACAGUGGUGACCCCUGGAAUCCACACCCUGCAACAGUGGAGAAGGUGAUGAAAAUGCUUCAUGAAAUUCACAGAGUUCUGAAACCUGAGGGCAUAUUUAUAUCUAUCACAUUUGGCCAGCCACACUUCAGGCGCCGGUUCUUUAGUGAUCCUGAGUUUACCUGGUCUAUUGAGUGGAACACUUUCGGAGAAACAUUCCACUAUUUCUUCUACGUCUUGAAAAAGGGACAAAGAUCAUCAGAGAGCGAGGAGUGCAGGGAGAAAACUCAUAUGCCAUCAAUAUCUCUAUACCAUGACGAAUUAGAGGGUGAGGACUUUUUAUUCAGAACCAACAUUGAUGAGAUGGAAAGCUAGAAGUGAAAUGUAAAUUGCGACUCGCUACCCAUUGCUUUGUCUUUUGUUUUAGGACUGAGAUUUUA